ACGCAGACCCCCAGUGCCGGGCUAAUGGAGGCAACUUAGCCAGGAGCGCGCGGCCCCUGGUUUAUCAGCGCGCGGCGCUGCGCCCCCCCCCAGCACCCCGGAGCGCCCCCGGGCCCUGCGCAGGGCGCUGCACCGCCCCCAGGGUUUAUUGGCUGUUCGCGCUGCCCCGAUGAUGUUACCGAGCCCCGUCACCUCCACCCCCUUCUCUGUCAAAGACAUCCUCAACCUGGAGCAGCAGGAACCGCACUAUGGAGCCCAGCUGCAGCACCACCUGGAGCAGCAUUUCCACUCGGCAGCCUGCCUGCUGGCGGCCGGGGACGGCUCCCGCUUCUCCGACGGGGACGAAGAGGAGGAGGAGGAGAAGCUGUCCUAUCUGAGCUCCAUGGCCGCGGCGGAGAGCCAAGGGGACGUGGGGCUCUCCCCGGAAAACUACGUGCAGGCGGUGCUACGAGGCUCGUGUGAGCCCAAUGGCCCGGGAGACGAGCUGGAGCCUGCGGGGGAUCGGGACCCCAAGCGCUGCGCCCUGAAGCAGCCGCCGGGCGCCGCGGAGAAGCCGGACGAGGCGGAGAGGCCGAAGCCGCGGAGCCGCAGGAAGCCGCGCGUUCUCUUCUCGCAGGCGCAGGUCUUCGAGCUGGAGCGGCGCUUCAAGCAGCAGCGCUACCUGUCGGCGCCGGAGCGCGAGCACCUGGCCAGCAGCCUCAAGCUCACCUCCACGCAGGUGAAGAUCUGGUUCCAGAACCGGCGCUACAAGUGCAAGCGGCAGCGGCAGGACAAGUCGCUGGAGCUGGGCCCCGCGCCGCCGCCGCCGCGCCGGGUGGCCGUGCCGGUGCUGGUGCGGGACGGGAAGCCCUGCCUCGGGGGCUCGCCGGGCUACGGCUCGCCCUACAACGCGCCCUACUCCUACAGCGGCUUCCAGCCCUACGGCUACGGCAACUCGGCCGCCUACAACGCCAGCUACGGCUGCAGCUACCCCGCGGGCGGCCAGCCCGGCUGCAGCUCGGGCGCGGCCGCGGGGCCCUUCGUGAACAUGGGCGGCCUGGGCGGGUUCGGCGGCGCGGCCCAGCCCCUGCACCAGGGCGCCGCGGGGCCCUCCUGCAGCCAGGGCGCUCUGCAGGGAAUCCGGGCCUGGUAGCCGCGCGGGGCGGCGGACACUCUGGGCCAGGAAGGAGCCUGGUGGUUCCGGGAUCCAGCCUGCAGGCCCCGGGGAAGGACAGGGAACCGCGCCGCCCCCGGCUGGUGCCCGAAGACUGCUCGCUAGAGGCAGACUGGAGCCCCGCGCAGCCCUCAGCGCCGCUUCGCCCAGGGCGGGAUCU
Messenger RNA from Trachemys scripta elegans, 1313 nucleotides. RefSeq names its product NK2 homeobox 3 (gene NKX2-3). Gene Ontology annotation, molecular function: RNA polymerase II cis-regulatory region sequence-specific DNA binding; DNA-binding transcription factor activity, RNA polymerase II-specific. Gene Ontology annotation, cellular component: nucleus. The transcript has 2 exons. The coding region runs from base 170 to 1132 and encodes 320 amino acids. NCBI's taxonomy places the organism in Eukaryota, Metazoa, Chordata, Testudines, Emydidae. Gene Ontology annotation, biological process: cell differentiation; regulation of transcription by RNA polymerase II. The record is from RefSeq and is a predicted model, not a curated record.